Messenger RNA from Medioppia subpectinata, 1035 nucleotides. NCBI's taxonomy places the organism in Eukaryota, Metazoa, Arthropoda, Arachnida, Sarcoptiformes, Oppiidae. The record is from the annotation of a GenBank genome assembly.
AUGAAGUUGACGAUCACAACGAUGAGUGAUCUCGUGUUUUCGCUGGAAGUGUCCGAAGACAUGGAAGUGGAAAACCUGAAGGCGUUGUGUGAAUACGAGUCGGGAAUCAAUUGUAAACAAAUGGUUGUUAUGUUCUCCGGGAAGCCAUUACUCGAAGACAAACACGACCUCAAGAGUUAUGGCAUCAAAGAUGGAGACAUUCUUCUCAUUCAGAAGAUGUUGGGAACUGAGGGACAACUCAUGCAAUCGAGCGCUCAAUCGUCACAGUCUUCGCCUCUUCUGCCAGAUUUCAGCUCAAUUUCGAUCCCAUCUGUGAGUCAGAGGACGAACUCAAGCGCUUCAUCACCGCAACAGAUCCGCGAGACGUUGCUCUCGAAUCCGGAACAGAUCGCACGCCUCAAAGUGAAUAAUCCACAGUUGGCUGAAGCCCUCGAAGCAGGUCUUCCGCAGUUCACGAAAGUACUCGAAGAGCAGCAGAAGAAUCGAUCGGACGCUGAGAGGCGCCGAAUCCGAAUGCUUUUAGCGGAUCCGUUCGACUCAGAGGCCCAGCGAAUGAUCGCCGAUGAGAUCAAACAGCAACAGAUCGACAACAAUAUGGAGACAGCGAUGGAGUAUUUGCCCGAAAGCUUUGGUCAGGUUUUGAUGCUUUAUAUUGACUGCAAAGUGAAUGGCUUUCCGAUCAAAGCGUUUGUCGAUUCUGGCGCUCAGUCGACGAUUAUGAGCAAAGCCUGCGCCGAGAGGUGUAAUAUCACACGCCUUAUAGACCAGCGAUGGUCUGGUAUAGCGAAAGGUGUGGGCACUCAACGCAUUAUGGGUCGCAUCCAUUUGGUUCAGAUCCAAAUCGGGAACGACUACUUGGCCUCCAGUUUCACAAUACUAGAGGACCAGCCAAUGGACAUGCUUUUAGGUCUGGAUAUGCUUAAGAGACACCAGUGCUCUAUUGAUCUCAAGCGCAACGUUCUGCUCAUCGGCACCACUGGAACCGAAACCUCAUUUCUCAACGAAAACGAAUUGCCAGAGUUUGCCAAACAUAGA